Molecule: messenger RNA, 3255 nt
Organism: Pteropus alecto (black flying fox)
Lineage: Eukaryota; Metazoa; Chordata; Mammalia; Chiroptera; Pteropodidae
Gene: PLA2G15
Product: phospholipase A2 group XV
Exons: 6
Coding region: 704-1822 (372 amino acids)
Biological process (GO): phosphatidylcholine metabolic process; ceramide metabolic process
Cellular component (GO): lysosome
Source: RefSeq, a predicted model, not a curated record
CUAGCUCAGCAGGGAGGGAGUGUGCGUGUGGAGGAUCAAGAACCCCAGUCACCAAACACAUGGCCCUCCUUUCCCAGAGUAUGCAUGGUGCUGGCAUAAAACUGACUGUCAAGUCUCUACCCACUCUAUUCGCCCCCAGUUCCUCAUGCAAGGAGUCUGUGUCCUGGAUCCCCAGGUUUUCAUGCGGUAGGAGUGGUUGGGGGGACCACAAGGUCCCAACACCCCUCCCACUCUGUGGGGCAACUUGCUGAUGGCCCAAGGAGCAGGGUAGAGGCUCAGCUCGUUCUCAAACCUGCGCGCGAACUUCUCGGUCAGGCAGGGUGACUUCACGCUCCGUGCCCCUAAAAAGGGCGGACAAACAUCUCUCAUUUAGAAUCGAAACAUGCUGAGCUGUCCUCUCUCCAUCUCGUCCACAUUCCUAACUCCCCCCAUCCCCCUCCCCCCAGCUCCGGAGCAGACGGCAGGGGCCUGCCUGGGCCGGGGUUGCCUGAACAACCCAGGUGCCCUCGAAGGAGGGUGAGAAGAACCGAAGUGGAGGUUGCGCAAAGGUCCUGGUCAGCUUUGGUCGCCUAAUGUCCAAAAACUGCCUGGGACUCCCUUCUCUCCUUCCCCUUGCUUUGCCCCGGAUUCCUCAGCAGCGGCGAGCACUGAAUCGCCACUCGGCCCGACCAAUUCCAGAUCUCAGGUCAGGGAGACGCCAGGAAUGGAAGUGCCUGGUGAUUUGGGCAACCAGCUGGAGGCAAAGCUGGACAAGCCAAAGGUCGUGCACUACCUCUGCUCCAAGAAAACAGACAGCUACUUCACACUCUGGCUGAACCUUGAACUGCUGCUGCCUGUCAUCAUUGACUGCUGGAUCGACAAUAUCAGGCUGGUGUACAAUAGAACGUCCCGGACCACCCAGUUUCCUGAUGGUGUGGAUAUGCAUGUCCCUGGCUUUGGGAAGACCUUUGCACUGGAGUUUCUGGACCCCAGCAAAAGCAGUGUGGGUUCCUAUUUCCACACUAUGGUGGAGAGCCUUGUGGGCUGGGGCUACACACGGGGUAAGGAUGUCCGGGGGGCCCCCUAUGACUGGCGCCGAGCCCCAAAUGAAAACGGGCCCUACUUCCUGGCCCUCCGGGAGAUGAUCGAGGAGAUGCAUCAGCUGUAUGGGGGCCCCGUGGUGCUGGUUGCCCACAGUAUGGGCAACAUGUACACGCUCUACUUUCUGCAGCGGCAGCCACAGGCCUGGAAGGACAAGUACAUCCGUGCCUUCUUGGCACUGGGUGCGCCUUGGGGGGGCGUGGCCAAGACCCUACGCGUUCUGGCCUCAGGAGACAACAAUCGGAUCCCGGUCAUUAGUCCCCUGAAGAUCCGGGAGCAGCAGCGAUCUGCUGUCUCUACCAGCUGGCUCCUGCCCUAUAACUAUACCUGGUCACCUGAGAAGGUCUUCGUGCGCACACCCACGGCCAACUACACGCUGCGCGACUAUCACCGGUUCUUCCAGGACAUUGGCUUUGAAGAUGGCUGGCUCAUGCGGCAGGACACGGAAGGGCUGGUAGAUGUCACAAUGCCACCUGGCGUACAGCUGCACUGCCUCUAUGGCACUGAUGUCCCCACGCCGGACUCCUUCUACUAUGAGAGCUUCCCGGACCGCGACCCUAAAAUCUACUUUGGCGAUGGUGAUGGCACUGUGAACUUGCAGAGUGCCCUGCAUUGCCAGACCUGGCGCAACCACCAGGCACACCAAGUAUCAUUGCAGGCGCUGCCAGGCAGUGAGCAUAUUGAAAUGCUGGCCAAUGCCACCACUCUGGCCUAUCUGAAACGCAUGCUCUUUGGGCCCUGAUUCCUGUCCCAGCCAGGGCUGCGCGAUGGCUCGGCUACAGCUGCUUCUCUUGGACUCUGGGGCUGCGAUGGCCCAUGAGUUUAGCAGUUUGUGACUGACCAUCCAAGGUCCUGAGUCUUUGGUUGUGAAACAUCUUCCAUAUGAAGUGCUGUUUCUUAUCCUUUCUCUGGGAGGGAGGAAGGAAGAAAUAGUCUAGACUCACUUGAGGGACCCUUAAUGGAAAGAAUGCUGCUGCUGAUGGAAUUGUGACCUCAGGACUGGCUCUGCAGGUGGAUUGGCUGGCACCUGGAUCCAAUCCCCAACUCAGGGGCCAUGUGUUCCUCCUAUGCCUGUGGCCUUUUCACAUUUACCCACCAGGCCUGGCCCCUCAGCCUUCCUGUAAGUGAUAUGACUAAGCUGUGGUUCCUACCCCCACAGGCCCCAGGAAUGGGCUCCUGGUCCCUAGGGUGACCCUUCCCACACACUGGCCACAGGUGAGCCUACUACUGGCCAUGGGUGGCUGGAGCUGCUGGCUUCCUUGUAGCAUAGCUGCUUGACAGUCUGACUGGCUUUCUGAGGGCAGUCCAGUUUCCCCUGCAGGCAGGGGCAGAUUGUUGUGUUCUCUGUGGUUCUCAGGCUCUGGGGCAUUCACUCUUACCUCCCUCACCUCUAAAAACAGCCUAGCUCAGGAUUGGGCAGCAGAUGGCCCCUUAGUUCUGCAGCCAUGGCCCAGGAGCUCUGAUCCCCUUGGUCGGGCUGUUUCCCACAGUACUGAUGUUAGCUUCCUUUACCUUGGGACUAUGGUUCAAGGAUAAGAGCAGGGCCCAGUGCCAUGGCCUUUUAGGUCCUCAUGAAGAAAGAAAACUUAAGGACACAGACAAGAUGAUUCGGAGUUUCUCUGAACUGCCCUCUUGCUAACUCUACCACCAUACUGCCACCCUUCCCCACGGUUUCUCUAGUACCCAAGUGGGCUGGCACAGAGUCGAAAGGAGACAGGGCUUCUGCCCAUCCUGCCCAGCACAUACCUCCACCAGGCAGCUCAGUGGUGUUUAGUCUGCAGGGACAGCUCAGAACAUACUUUGGGACCCUGUGAGACCCAGGUGCCUUGGAGCCCCCUUGGGGGUUUCUGUCUGCCUCAGAGGUGCUGCAUGAGUCUCCUUGUGAUAGCAGGGCUGGAGAAUCUGGAUUUACCUUGGUGGCAGUGGUCUCCAAGUAGGCGACAGCUAUAAGCCAAGACUUGGGUCUAGCCUCUAGGGUGAGGCCCCAAAGCCACAGUCAGACUAGACUGUGCUGUUCUCCCACAAGAUUUCUGUGGAGCCGGAUUUUCUCUGUUGUGUACAUACCCAGCAUCUGUCUCUCCCUUUGUUUCUGAGUGGUGGGCCUCACCUGCAUGGGGCUCUGAGCAGGCUGUACCUCGAUUCUGGCAAUAAAAGUAUUCUGGAUACUGUAAAGUA